Mesorhabditis spiculigera is the source of this 2421-nucleotide messenger RNA. The record is from the annotation of a GenBank genome assembly. Lineage: Eukaryota; Metazoa; Nematoda; Chromadorea; Rhabditida; Rhabditidae.
AUGCGCUUGGCCAUACUCCUGGUCUUCCUCUCAAUCGGGUUAGCAGAGGAAAAAUGCACGAGGAGACCGUAUGAAGCUAAAGACGAAAAACGCCCCGGAAAUAAUGGCUACGUCGUCGAGGUGGUCGGGCUGACAGAAAGAGCCAAUAAAACCGAGGGUCUAGUGCCUGGUGAAACGUACAUGGUGUCAAUUCGGGGGUGGAGGACCGAAUUUACGGCCCAGACCUUCCGAGGGUUUGUCCUGACAGCGCAUACUGAAGACGAGAAGCCGGCUGGGAUGUUUGAGAUGGAAAAAGGCAAAAGCGAGGCCCGCCAAGCUCCUGGCUGCCGCAAAGCCGGUGUCUCGCACACUAAUCUGAGGCCCAAGACUGCAGUGUCGGUGAUGUGGAGGGCACCAGAGAUUUCAAGCGGGUGCGUCUUGUUCCGCGCUUCGGUGAUUGAAUCUCGAUUCGUUUGGUAUUCCGAUGAGAGCCAGCUGACGAAGAAAUUCUGCUUGCAAGACGGUUUCCGCAACGUCGUCCCGAUCGACGAGCCGAUGGCCGAGUGCUGCGCCUGCGAUCAGGCCAAGUACACACUAGAAUUUGUCGGGUUGUGGAGCAAGGAGACGCAUCCCAAGGAUUUCCCGACGUUGGAGCACCUCACACACUUCACCGACAUGCUCGGCGCCUCACACUCGUCGAACUACUCGCUGUGGAGGUAUGGGGAACCCGCCUCCGACGGGAUGAAGGAGAUUGCGGAAUGGGGAAACACCUAUCAAGCGGAAAAGGAGGCAAAAGAGAAGGCCUCCGAGGUGCGCACACUAAUGAAAGUACGAGGUCUAUGGUACCCGGAAGUCCAAGGGCGAGCCAAUACUACGUUCAUUGUCAACAAAUACCACCACUUUGCAUCCAUUGCGACGAUGUUUGGGCCGUCGCCAGACUGGUGCGUCGGUCUCUCCGGAAUCAACCUGUGCCUCCCAGACUGCACCUGGGUCCCGGAGCGAUCGUUCGAUCUGCAGCCCUGGGAUGCUGGAAGUGAUGAUGGACCUCAGUACAUGAGCCCAAACACUCCAGCCGAACCGAGACACCCCAUUGUGGCGAUCACGACGAAAACCGAUAAGCUCUCACCCUUUUACGAUGAAAAUUCCGACACCAUCCCGCCGCUCGCGAGGAUUAUUUUGAGGAGGACCGAUAUCAUUACCUCAACCUGCCGAAAAGAUAAGGAAUACCAGGCCGAGGCCUUCAACGCGACGAAUACAUCGGAAGAUGAGGUUUAUAAGGAUCGGAGGGAAUGCAUGAUGUCGGAGUGGGAGUCGUGGUCCCUUUGCUCGGCCACCUGCGGAAAGGGCAUCCGGAUGCGGAGUCGCGUCUUCCGGUUUCCGGUCAAGGCUCAGAUGUUCGACUGCCAUCGCCAGACCACGGAGCGCCAGUUCUGCAAUGCCAAAAUUAAUGAGUGUGCUGACUCCGAGGCGUUCAGCACGAAGUGCACCGUCGGCUCGUGGCAGGCGUGGACUGAGUGUUCGGUGACCUGCGGGCAUGGCAUGAGAUCCCGGAAGCGCGCCUUUUCGAACCCUGAAGCCGACACGGCCGGCUGCAACGUGGAGCUGGAGAAGAAGGACGACUGUGUAGGCGAACACGGCGAGGACUGCUCGGUCACGCCGGACCCGCUCUGUAAAACGACCUCCUGGAGCGAGUGGUCGCCCUGCUCGGCGAGUUGUGAUGACGGGGUGAAAGUACGUACCCGGCUCUUUUAUUUUGCGGAGCAUGAGGCGAGGUGCUCGCACAUUCGGCUGAUGGAGAAGGAGAAUUGCGUGUUGCAGAGUUGUAGGAGGCUGAUUGAUGCUCAUUCGGAUGAAAUCUGCGCCCAACCCAAGGAAGAAGGCCAAUGCAAGGGCGCGUUCCCGCGGUACUGGUUCAACAGCGAGGAGAAGCGCUGCGAUCGAUUCAUCUACAGCGGAUGCAAGGGAAACGAAAACCAAUUCUCGACCGAAAUCGAGUGUCUGAAGGCGUGCAUCCCGGGAUAUGAGGUCAACCGAGCACACGUCCCGAACCACCAGCUAGUAAACGAGUUCGGCGGAGAGGAGAUCAAUGAUGGUGGCGAAAAGAUGAAUUGUGAGAUGAACGAGUGGACGCCGUGGGGAGAGUGUUCGACUACUUGUGGUCGGGGGAAACGGACGAGGAGCAGGAAUAUCAAGAUUUUCCCUCGCAAUGGAGGAAAUUCCUGCCCGGAACAUAUGAUCCAAGAGCACACUUGCCAUCUCAGGCCUUGUCCAAUCCGCAGCUGCCUAGCCGGCCCGUGGUCCAGGUGGAGCCAAUGUUCGGUCAGCUGCGGCUCCGGAAGCCAGACACGGACGCGGCGGGUUAAUAAAGGUCGUGCCAACGAUUGGGGCGAAGAGGUGUGCCACCUGGCCGACCGUGAGACCCGGGCCUGCAAUAUCCCAUGC